This is a messenger RNA of Zasmidium cellare ATCC 36951, 510 nucleotides long. RefSeq lists its product as uncharacterized. NCBI's taxonomy places the organism in Eukaryota, Fungi, Ascomycota, Dothideomycetes, Mycosphaerellales, Mycosphaerellaceae. Bases 1 to 510 code for a protein of 169 amino acids. The transcript is spliced from 3 exons. The record is from RefSeq and is a predicted model, not a curated record.
AUGCGCGCCUCUUCCGUAAUCAGCAGCCUCACGCUGCUCGCAGCCACAGUCUCUACCGCGCCUCUUGUCCGCUCCCGAGCUGCACAGGCAUCGGAUCCACCUUUCCAGGUCAGCAAGCUGGUCAUCGAUACUGUCGAGAAUGGCAACACAACCAUCAAGUUUAACAUCUACGACCCUGACCCACUCACAAACGCAACGGCCACAUGCUCUGGGUCUUGGAAGGCUGAUUCGACAGACUAUCCCAAAGAUACCUACGAACUUUGCGGCAACAGCACCUUCGCCUGGAACUUCGACUCGUUCGACAGCGUAGAGAAGUUUACACUUGGCCUGGAACAUCAAUUCACGGACCCAUCUGCCAGUGUCGGUGACCCACCCUACGACCAAGUCACCAACUUCGCCCACGCACCUGUCAACACCACCUACAUCUCGUGCGAUGGCGUUGGCAAUGUGUCGUGCAAGCAGACAAAAGCAGUCAGCGCACCCAUCUACGCAACCGUCGCGAAGCGGUAA